Pogoniulus pusillus (Red-fronted tinkerbird) is the source of this 3195-nucleotide messenger RNA. RefSeq names its product tropomyosin 1 (gene TPM1). NCBI's taxonomy places the organism in Eukaryota, Metazoa, Chordata, Aves, Piciformes, Lybiidae. The coding region runs from base 211 to 1056 and encodes 281 amino acids. Gene Ontology annotation, molecular function: actin filament binding. The record is from RefSeq and is a predicted model, not a curated record. Gene Ontology annotation, cellular component: actin filament. Gene Ontology annotation, biological process: actin filament organization; muscle contraction. The transcript has 9 exons.
CUGGGAAAGUACAUAUCUGUGAGGCGCUCGCUGCCCGCCGCUUGCAGUCCGACGUCGCUCCGUCCCGCUCGGAUCAGCCUUGCCACACGGCAGCUCCGCGCCGCUCCCCGGGGGCCGCGGCUGGAUCUGGACUCGGAGGUGUCCCGCAGCUUUUCAGGUUUUGCUUUCGGGUGCAGUUAGCGCGUCCACGCUCCCUAACCCACCGCCGCCAUGGAUGCCAUCAAGAAGAAGAUGCAAAUGCUGAAGCUGGACAAGGAGAAUGCCUUGGAUAGAGCCGAGCAAGCCGAAGCGGACAAGAAGGCAGCGGAGGAGAGAAGCAAGCAGUUAGAGGAUGACAUUGUGCAAUUGGAAAAGCAAUUGCAUGUGACGGAGGAUACAAGGGACCAAGUGCUGGAAGAGCUACACAAGUCUGAAGAUAGCCUCCUCUCCGCAGAGGAGAAUGCUGCCAAGGCUGAGAGCGAAGUAGCUUCUCUGAACAGACGCAUCCAGCUGGUUGAGGAAGAGUUGGAUCGAGCUCAGGAGCGCUUGGCUACUGCCCUGCAGAAGCUGGAGGAGGCUGAGAAGGCUGCAGAUGAGAGUGAAAGAGGAAUGAAGGUUAUUGAAAAUAGAGCCCAAAAGGAUGAAGAGAAGAUGGAAAUCCAAGAGAUCCAGCUUAAAGAAGCUAAGCACAUUGCUGAAGAGGCUGACCGCAAGUAUGAAGAGGUGGCUCGUAAGCUUGUAAUCAUUGAGAGUGACCUGGAACGUGCUGAGGAACGUGCUGAGCUGUCAGAAAGCCAAGUCCGACAGCUGGAAGAACAAUUAAGAAUAAUGGAUCAAACCUUGAAAGCAUUAAUGGCUGCAGAGGAUAAGUACUCACAGAAGGAAGACAAAUACGAAGAGGAGAUUAAAGUCCUGACUGACAAACUGAAAGAGGCUGAGACUCGUGCUGAAUUUGCUGAGAGGUCGGUAACUAAGCUGGAGAAAAGCAUUGAUGACUUAGAAGACCAACUCUACCAGCAACUUGAGCAAAACAGUCGCCUAACUAAUGAACUAAAGCUGGCAUUGAAUGAGGAUUAAACUUUAGUGUGACUGUAUUGUGAACUCACUUGUUUAAACACUACUUCUUCCAAAUUUCCUUAUGAAUGAAUCAGUAAAUGUAGAAAUAAGCAAGAAACUUAGAAAUUGAUUUUUUUCAGACUGUUGAUCCUGUGAUAAAUUAAUGGAUUAGAUUCUCAAUUUCUCUUGAAAAAAAUAAUGAAAAUGCCUCUUCUGGAUGAGACUUUUCAUUAUCUGUGUGCACAGUAGGAGCAGCAUGUGCACAGUAAGAGCAGCAAGCUCUUUGGUUAUGCAAGAGCUCCUUCCUACUUCAGUAAACAACUACAGCUUUUAGCGAAGUGUCCAGAAAGAAACAGCCUGUCCUGUAGAGAGGCACUCAGUUUACCUGACAUCAUGAACUGGCCUAAGAAUUUUACUAAAAUGUAAAUGAAACCAAAGUGUUCACCAGGAUUCAUACUUAGAGCUGUUUUGUUAUCUGGAGACCUUAAUGCAGUCCUUUUCUGUUGCUAUGAAUUGGGCUUGUGUUUUGACUUAAAGCAAACAAACUAGGAAUGGGAGCUCCAUCUGAAAAUACCUGGUCAGUUUAAAGGUAUGCUUGCAUUGCUUAUGAAGUGACUAUUACUGGAUACAGCUCUAGGAUGCAGCUCUAGAACACUGUGCUAAUUUAUUGUAUCAAAUGAGUGUAUUAAAAGACUGUCCUAUAAAAGUGUGCAUGCGACAUAAAGCUACUGACUUUGAUUUUAUUUAUUUUCUUAAAGAAACAAAUUCUAAAAGGUCACUUCACUGAAGUGAAUCCUGAUUAGUUGUGGUGUUUUGGUCUUUGUAAGUUCUGACUUACCUGAAACAAGGUAUGGACCUUCAAAGAACUUAAUUUUUUUAUUGCUCUAUUGUAGAAAACCAAACCAAGCUUCUUACCAUCUCAUAUUCCUAUAAGCAAGAAGCUUCCAGAACGUGCAAGAAUUAUAUCUGUUGGCAGUGCAUUUUCUUAACAAAUGCAGCUGUGAACUGUUCUAAGCUAGCAUUACUUGUUGGUUAUUGAAUUAAUUUGGAAUUCUCUCUAGUUAUAAUUUCUGGAGACAUCAGUGUUUAUGAGCAUGCACAUUUCUUGACUUUCUAAACCCCUUGACAGAAAUGAUGAUUGCAUGCCUUCAUGUUCUGAGAAUCAGUGCCUCCAAAGAACUGCUAUUCACGUUUUAAUUUUCUAAUCCCACAACAGAGAAAGUGGCGCAUGCCAAAGAAGAAAACCUUAGUAUGCAUCAGAUGCUGGAUCAAACUUUACUGGAGUUAAACAACAUGUGAAAACCUUCUUAGCAGCAACCACAUUAUUUGUUUUACUAUUUUUACACCUGCUUGCCGUGAAACCCCAUAAACAUGUCUUUAUUUUAGUUUCACCACGGUCACAAGAACAUCUGCUAUAACUCAUCAGGCAGGGGUCAGGGAAACACCAAAAUGGGCAAGCCAUAUGCGGGUUAAGCUACAUUAUGUUAUGGUUUAAAUGUGCCAUUUCCCAACCAAAAUGUUACCUACACUUUGUAGAGAGUUCAGCAAUUCAGUAUGCGUAGUGUUUUGAAGAAUCCUGGCUGUGGCAGAAAGUGUCCCACCUCAAGUGCCAACUAUAACUGUUAAUGAGGAGAAUCAUUCAUGUUCAAGAGAGAUCAUGUGGAAAUGGUGCUAUUUUGAACAAGAUUCUACUCAAGUCUUUUGUUUGAUAUCAGACAAGUCAGGAAUUGUCUAGCACAGUAAUUUAUUUUAUCAGAAUUUUUUUGAUCUGUGAGGAUUGAAACUUUCUGUGCCUUCUAAUUCAGUAAAAUGAAGGCAUGCAGGCACCAGAGAAAAGUGAAGGCUUCCGAAGGUUCCAAAUUACGUUCUUGCAACUCAAUACAGAAGUGUAGGUCAGUAUUUCACCUUGAGUAUUCAUUCAGUUGUAUUUUUCAUGUUGAAAUGAAAGAUUCAAUAAAUUGAGGAGAAAACAUAAAAUUGGAAGAGAUUGUUUUAAAAUGUAUUUUAUUUGUGUGGAUUUGGGGGGUGGGGAGGAAUUUAUAAACCGAUAUUUGCCUCACUGUUUUUCACACUUUAUUUGAGCAGUUUUACAAAUAUACCUGUAUGUAAACAUUGUAUAAUGAUAUGGAAUAAAAUGCACAUUUUAGGUCAUUUUUUAAA